CGCCUCGUGCGCAAAGAUUCCGGAUUAAACGGCACGUCGUCAAUUGCCAUAGCACUGGCUGGCUAGCGAGUCAGUCGAUGCUUGGCGCUGGUGCCGACAUAAACGCGCCUUAUUGACAGUCCGCUCCAAGUAGCAGUGCCUCUGGUUAUUGUUGAUUAUUGCUGUUGUUUUUAUUGUUUGAUUUCGUUGAUUUGAUUUGCGCUGCAAUAGCUCGGGCUGGUAAACAAUAACGCGAUGCGAUCGCGCGCACACUUGAACGGAGCAAAGACUAAUAAAGAGACUGCUAAAGGAAUUGUGCGAGCGAGACAGCACUAGUGACGGCGACAGCCAUAAAAAGCGUGUAAAACGGUUAAAUAACAAAAUAUAGGUACAUUAUUGAAUAUAAGCUAUAAUAAACGCAAGCGAACAUAUAUACCGAACGUAUCUAGAGCGCAUUGAUAGACAGACAAUAACAAGAGCAGCAGCGAUGGAGCUGUACACGUCCGACAGCUCGGACACGGACUCACGUGAGCAAAAGACCAUCGACUUUGGACGCAACAAUCUGGAGCUGGGCAUGCUCGAGGAUCAUCUCAGCUCGCCCCACAAGGCGCUGCUCAAGUCCAGCGGUGACAUCGAAACGUUGCUGCUUAAUCACAAUCGCCUAGUGGGAUUGCCGCGCAUGCUGCUGCAGUUCAACAAUCUUAAGGUACUCGAUUUGAGCUCCAAUGCCAUUACCCAGCUUCCCGAAGCCAUUUGCCAGCUGCCACUGGUGACGCUCAUUGUGAAGAAUAACCAAUUGACCAGCGCCUCGUUGCCAAAAUCGCUGCUGAGCACACAGAGCGCGAAUCAUGUGGGUGGAAGCUCCACACUGAAGGAGCUCAACUUGAGUGGUAACCAGUUGGUGCACUUUCCAGAGCAGGUCACGGAGCUGCGUCAGCUCAAGUAUCUAUAUCUUGGUGGCAACAAGAUCUCGACCAUAUCCAAGGAAAUCUGGAAGAUGCAAGCGCUGCAGGUGCUCUCUCUGGGCGGCAACCUAAUUGCCGAGGUGCCGGAGUCGGUGGGCUCGCUGAGCCAGCUGCAGGCGCUGGUGCUCUGUGACAACCUCAUUGAGAAUUUGCCGACAAGCAUAGCCCGCCUGAAGAACCUCAAGUCGCUGCUGCUGCACAAGAACCGACUGAGACAUCUGCCCAAGGACAUAGUGGCGCUAAGGAAUCUGACCGAGUUGAGCUUGCGUGACAAUCCUUUGGUGGUGCGCUUUGUCCAGGAUAUGGCCUUGAAGCCACCUACACUGCUUGAGCUUGCGGGUCGCAUUGUCAAGUCGAGCGGGCUGCGUCCAGGACCUAAUGAUCUACCGCGCACGCUCUGCGAUUAUCUGAACAGCGCCAACUGCUGCGUGAAUCCCAAUUGCAGGGGCGUCUUCUUCGAUAAUCGCGUGGAGCAUAUCAAGUUUGUGGACUUUUGCGGAAAGUAUCGCGUGCCACUACUGCAAUAUCUCUGCUCCUCCAAGUGCAUCGAGCCUGAGCACGCAGCGCGCCCCACCAGCAACAACGCCAGCAGCAGUGCCAGCAGCGGCUUCAUGAUGCGCAAGGUGCUGCUCGGCUAACACCAGGCUUUACCCCAAGUUCUUCCGCUGCUGUUGCUUUCUCGUACUGCUCCUCUUUCUGGCUGUGGUAGUGUUGUUGUCGCGGCAGCGCCGCACUCUGGCAACCAUUGGCUUUAAUCUACACUUAAACAAGUUUAUGCCCAAUACUGCGCGCUGUUGUUAUUGUUAAUAUUUUUUUUUGUUUUUUUUUUUCAAAUAUAUGCGUUGAUAUGAUGGACAAGUGCGUUAAUUUCAAUUUCGUUUUUAUUCGCAUAGAUAGUUUAUGUUACUUUAAAUAUUAUGGAAAAUAAAACUUUAAAUAAUA
Drosophila busckii is the source of this 1886-nucleotide messenger RNA. RefSeq names its product leucine-rich repeat-containing protein 58. Bases 467 to 1582 code for a protein of 371 amino acids. Gene Ontology annotation, molecular function: protein binding. The transcript is spliced from 3 exons. Lineage: Eukaryota; Metazoa; Arthropoda; Insecta; Diptera; Drosophilidae. The record is from RefSeq and is a predicted model, not a curated record.